AACGGCCAAAGGUCAUUUUGGAACUGAAAGCUUGUCAGACAUUUUCUGUCCUUAUGCACUAAGAACAUGCAAAGACUAAUGGGAUAUGUGAAAAAUAUACGUCUGAAAUGCCUACUACGUAAAAAUGCAAGGGAACAAAGCCAGAAGUAAGAGGCACGCCGCAGCAUCUAAAGAAGAAGUCGGUUGCCUAGCGACCAGUGGAAGCGUAUUAGCAGCUAGCAAGCUAGGCGCUCGGUUAACAAGGAGUUCGUGAACUAAAAAACCCCUUAAAUGCCUCUGAAAAGAAGAGGUCCGCUGCAACUCGUCCAGAGAGAAGUGGACGACGUCAAAAGACAGAUUGAAAGUCUGGAGAAGAACUUGAAGAGCUCAUCUGGAUCUAAAGAAGAGGCAUUUCAUAGAUGCCAAGAACUGCGCGCUUCUGCAGAAAAGACUCUAAAGACUCUACAGAAAUUGACAAAGGCUGAUGAGUUGGCUCCAGUGGGGAAUUACGAUCAGAGGAAACUUGAAGAAGAGAGACGUCUACAAAACAUCUUGGAGCAUCUGGUCACUCUGUCUCUGGAGCUUUCACCACCUGGCCCCAGCACUCAAGCUGGUAAUGUUUCAAAAGGAGAUACUGACAACAACAGCGAUGACGACAACAGUGAUGAUUUCGAGGAAGACAUCAACGGUGAUGGUAAAGAUGAUGGAGAUGUGAGAACGUCUGAAAAGCCACCUUCUCAGUCAGCCCCUCAAAUCUACACGGUCCUCAGUGAUUUCAAAGCAGAACAGGAUGGAGAUCUGUCUGUUCAGAGAGGAGAAGUGUUGAAGAUAAUUAAAAAGACAGCAGAUGGAUGGUGGCUGGCUCAGGACACCAAAGGGAACAGAGGAGUUGUUCCAAAAACCUUUCUGAAGAUUGGCUCUGGUGUUGAUGAUGAGCUUGAUGAGGAUGAUGAAGAUGAUGAGGAUGAUGAUGAUGAUGAUGAAGAUGAGGAGGAUGAUGAACUCCAGCAGUCAGAACAGGAGGAAGAAGAAGAUGAAGACCAGACUGAUGAUGGAAACAAAAGCAAAGCUUCUAACUGGUCAGCUGUCAGAAAGGCUCUGACUGAGAUUGAUACAACGGAUGUGCUGUCGGCAAUGGGAGCCAUACCUUCAGGUUUCAGACCAUCAACCCUGAGUAAACUCCUGGCAGAGGAAGGAGAGAGAUACAGAGGAAGUCAUUAUAUUCAGCCUCAGCUCAGCCAAUCACAGCUUUCCUUUAAAGAUCUCUUCUUGGACCCAGACACUGGCAAGGUCCGUGCUCGCCAGGUUAGGAUUUGUGUUUGUUUUAGUUUGUGGAGCUGCAAGAUGAUUCCCACUCCUGGAGUUGGAGUUCAGGUCCUCAGCAGACACAUCCGCCUGUGUGCCUUUGAUGGAACACAGGUGUUGAGUAACAUUCACACAGUGAGAGCAUCAUACACCUCAAAGAGCCCAAAGACAUGGAGCUUCUCUCCGAGGAUGACAAGCAUCCUGCCAACUGUCCUAGACGGAGACUGUUUCCUUCGUUGCAACUCUUUGUCUCCGGACAUCGGAAUUCUUUUCGAACUUGGAGUUACGUUUUUACGAAAUUCGACAGGUGAGAGAGGAGACCUGAGCUGUGGCUGGGCCUUCCUCAAACUAGCUGAUGACAGCGGAAAUCCACUCCCACACAGGACCUAUGAAAUACCAGUAAACGGUGGAACACCUUAUGAGAAGGAUGUCAUGCUGGAAGCACCACUUUCGAGAAGAUCUCCAGGUGGUGUUUUUCAGCACAUGCUGCACGCCCGACGGCAGCCCAAACUGAUUGUUAAGUUGAAAUCAACAAACAAUCGGACCAGAACGCAGCUCAGUCUCCUUCCAGACACCCUGCUGCACUGUCUGAGCUGCUUCCACCUCCUGGUUCUGCACCGGCAGCUCCUGGCCGACACGUUGCUGAUGGACAGACCCACCAUGCAGAAUGCAGAUAUUAUAUGCAGCCCAAUACUUUCGACAUUCCCUGUGCUGUUGGACCAGACAGACCUUCUAGAUGCCCUCAGGAGUGCCUGGCUGGAAGCUGAGACCAACAUGAGCCGAGCACAGAAGAGGGACUUGUCAUAUCUGAAGCAGGAGUUUAGUAAAGUCUACAUGUCAUCGGUGUAUUUCCUGCUCCACUCACCCUCGCUGCCCUCCUAUCGCUGGGCUGACCCGCCCUCAGAAGAACAGCGGGCCAGAGUCAUCUAUACCACCUUGGAGGCUCUGAAAAACAACCAGCAAACCACCAGCCAAUCAGGAACUCCAGCAGUCUUUUUCAACUCAUCUCAUUCACAUCUUGCUUUUGAUAUCCAAGAGUUGACCUUUGAUCUCCUUUGUGUGACACGGUAACAAUAGCAUUACCUCUAGGACUGAAACUGUGCUAUGCAUGGCUGGAUGUAGGAGGAUCCCCGUCUCUGGCCUAAAGCCAGUUUUGGAGCUGUAUCCACUCAAGUUUAUUUUAAACAUGUACAUUACAGUGGAUUGAUGGUUAUGUACACAUCAACUUCACUGUUGAUUUUUUAAAAAUAAAAAAUUAUGUUUUUCCAAAACGUGA
Molecule: messenger RNA, 2560 nt
Organism: Girardinichthys multiradiatus
Lineage: Eukaryota; Metazoa; Chordata; Actinopteri; Cyprinodontiformes; Goodeidae
Gene: nphp1
Product: nephronophthisis 1
Exons: 20
Coding region: 271-2355 (694 amino acids)
Biological process (GO): protein localization involved in establishment of planar polarity
Cellular component (GO): cytoplasm; cilium
Molecular function (GO): protein binding
Source: RefSeq, a predicted model, not a curated record